Molecule: messenger RNA, 1446 nt
Organism: Dichomitus squalens LYAD-421 SS1
Lineage: Eukaryota; Fungi; Basidiomycota; Agaricomycetes; Polyporales; Polyporaceae
Product: Metallo-dependent hydrolase
Exons: 5
Coding region: 1-1446 (481 amino acids)
Molecular function (GO): hydrolase activity, acting on carbon-nitrogen (but not peptide) bonds
Source: RefSeq, a predicted model, not a curated record
AUGAACAAGUAUCUGCUCAAGGGCGGGACUGUGGCGACCUUCGUCCAAGCCACCAACCAACCUGGUGCCUUCAAGGCCGACGUUCUCGUCGAGGGCAGCACUAUCACCCAGAUCAAGGAGAAUAUCGAUGCUGCACCUGACGUGGAGGUGAUCGACUGUAAGGACAAGUGGAUAACCCCAGGCUUUAUCGAUACUCACAAGCACAUCUACGCGACCGUUUUGCGAGGAAAUCACGCCGACAUGUUGUUCACCGAGUAUCUGGUGAAAUAUCUAUGGACAGUGCAAGGGACGCUCACCCCAGAGGAAGUCGCCAUCGGUGAACUUGCAGGCUGUCUGGACGCGCUCAACAACGGCGUCACGACGCUGCUCGACCACUUCCACGCCGCGAACACGCCGGCGCAUGCCGAGGCCUCGCUCAAGGCCGCCGUCGAAUCCGGAGCCCGUGUCGUGUGGGCCCCUGACCAGCUCAGCCCGAACACGCAGCUGUUCCCGACGCUCGAGUACGCGACGGACGCCGAGACGCUGCAGUGGCAGCGCGAGAAGCUCAAGGAGUGGGGUGCGAACGGCGGAAAGCUCAGGGCCGAUGGUCGCGUCCUGCUCGGGUGGGCCUUCGACCGCCUCGGAUUCGGGAGGAAGCCCACCGUUCCGCACGAGCAGCUGUUGGCGGAGGCGAGGGCGAUCCCAGUGCAGACGGUCACUGCGCACAUCCAAAGCGCGGAGCAGGUCUUGCUGUGGCGCGACGCUGGACUCCUCGGACCGGAUGUCGUCUUCUCCCAUUGUUGCGGCCUUGUGGGGCACGCACCCCUCAACGAGGAGGCGUGGAAAGCAUUGAGGGACAGCGGAACGGCGAUUGGGACGUCGCCCGAAGAUGAGCUUGGAAUGGCACUAGGGAACGGCGUGGUGGUCUUCGACGCUGUCGAGAGGGGCGUGAAAGUCGGGAUUGGAGCGGAUACAAACUCGGUCAACAGCGGCGACUUGUUCACCGCGAUGCGCUUCGCAUUGCAGGAUGCUCGCUUCAGAGAGCAACAGCGCGUCCAGGCUGCUAAGGAAGCCGUGCCCUUCAAGCACAAGUACGGUAGCGUUGACGUCUUCCGUCUCGCCACCCUGGGCGGCGCAGAGGUACUGGGUCUUGCGAAUAUCAUCGGCACUGUCGAAGUUGGUAAGAAAGCGGACUUGCUAAUCUUCGACACGAACUCGGUCAACCUGGCUGGUGCCGACGAUCCGUUCUCGGGCGUUGUCUGUCUCGCGGCUGGCGAAGACAUUGAAUUUGUAUUCGUUGAUGGUGAGGUCGUCAAAAAGAACCACAGAUUGGUUAGGGAGUGGGCGCCGAUAGCAAGGGAGCUGAAGAGCAGAGCAGAGGACAUCCGGAAGCGUUGGCCUGCAGAUGUUCUGGAGGGAACAUGGAAGAGAUGGUAUGAUAUCAUUGUAAACCAAAGUCGCCCUUAA